GUCCUCAGUUCUAAAUUGAACAACGUCAGCCGAUUUGUGUUUUUUACAGUAGCCACGAACCUUCUCCCCAUCAACACGACAUUUUCUACGUGUCAGGAAUCAGAAUCUCCUGCGUCCACAUCGUCCACGCCGAAUUCCUUAUUUGAUGAUUUUGCGGAGCUGUCUUCAAGCUCUCUUGGCCCGGCAGCACUUGUCGAUGCUCCUCCAAUUCCAGGUCUGUUCUUCACCCCCUCUCUCCGUCUUCCCGCAGAAUUCGCAAAUGCCGUGAUGAACUACUGCUUGGAAACUUUCUUCACGUCUGCCAACAUCAAUCAGAUCAUGCUCUUCUGUCGCGCUCCCAGUGCGGAAUCGUCCACAGGCCUACCGCCACUUCUUACUUCACUGCUCGAUGCUCUCUCCCGCCUUCUCAAGCCUACUUUGCCGCCCGAAAUCCAUUCUUUACUCUUUCCGGCUGUCCCCACCCGAGCCAGGCAGGCCAUCAUUAAUCGGUACGAUCCCGGGGAAGGAAUAACGCCCCAUGUUGAUCUUCUGGGGCGUUUUGGAGAUGGCAUUGUGGGUGUCAGCUUUGGCAGCGGGUGCGUCAUGCAGUUCGCGUCUGGCUUGAAAGAUCAGGCGUACGGGGUGUACCUUCCGGAGAGAAGUAUCAUCGUUAUGUCAGGAGAUGCGAGGUAUAAAUGGAGUCAUGGUAUUGAGGAGAAGACGAUGGAUUAUGUUCAGACUCCGGAUACAUUGUCGGGGGAUGCAGGUGGUCGAUGGAUGAAAAGGACGAUGCGGAUAAGCAUAACCUUCAGAUGGUUGCUGCCAGGAGCAGAAGUCGUGGGUGGUGCUGAAGAUAGAGAUCCCUCCGGGUAGCAAAUGUGUUGACGUUAUGUAAUGCCCUCAAUGUCUACCAGCCUUUGAUGCGCGGCGGCUACUAUGUAAUAACUACAGACUGGCGGAAACUC
Guyanagaster necrorhizus is the source of this 944-nucleotide messenger RNA. RefSeq lists its product as uncharacterized. NCBI's taxonomy places the organism in Eukaryota, Fungi, Basidiomycota, Agaricomycetes, Agaricales, Physalacriaceae. Gene Ontology annotation, biological process: DNA damage response; fatty acid metabolic process. The record is from RefSeq and is a predicted model, not a curated record. Gene Ontology annotation, cellular component: mitochondrial matrix. The transcript is spliced from 2 exons. Bases 268 to 852 code for a protein of 194 amino acids.